AAAACGCCAUUGUCGUGUUACAAAUAAGUAAAAUUAGAAAUUCAGGCAAAUUCAGGCACUUGGAUGAAAACGGUCCCUGUGCCUAAAGUAAAAUACGGAACCGUGCAAUUUUUUUGGUGGUUCUUUGGGUUCUCCUCUUUGGUGGUUGACCUGAGCUCAAUGGGAGGAUUUAACCCAUCUGCUACAUCUCCCUGGUCCGUGCAUUGAUUCAUGCCUUUUUUCCAGGAUAAUUCCAGCACGUCACUGAGUCCUUCCCACAAAGUUGGGAAACAGCGGCGCAUCCGUGGAAGCGAGCGGACACACGAGAGCCGCGUCUGGAAGAUCAAGAAUGCUGAAGACGCAAUGGAUCCCCUAGUUCAUUUGAGCCCACUGAGAGUCCGAAUCUCUGCUCUCCCACACCCCACGCGCCCACCUCAUCCCUGGGCACCCGACCCUGCGCCUUUUGCCAUCGUCUGGAAGAGUGAGUAGUUUUCUCACCGACACGGGAGAAAGGUGAAACCUUCCUGUGUAAAUAUGACUGGAUGGAGGUCUCAGUGGCGUCUGGUCCUGCUCAACUCACUGACAUGUGGCCUGGAGAUCUGCGUGGCGGCUGGGAUCACCUACGUGCCCCCUCUGUUGCUGGAGGCUGGCGUGGAGGAACAGUACAUGACGAUGGUUUUAGGUAUUGGACCUGUCCUGGGACUUCUCUUCAUCCCCCUGAUUGGCUCAGCCAGCGAUCAGUGCAACAGUAGCUACGGCCGACGGCGACCCUUCAUAUGGCUGCUGUCAUUGGGAGUUCUCCUAGCCCUUUUUAUCAUACCGCAUGCUGACGUGUUGGCUGCCAACCUGAGCUGGGGCAGCACCCGCCGCAACCAGGCUCUCCAGGUGGGCCUGCUCAUCCUAGGCGUGGGCCUAUUGGACUUCUGCGGACAGGUGUGCUUUACGCCACUGGAGGCGUUACUCUCGGACCUCUACCGUGAACGGGAUGACUGCGGACAGGCUUUCGCUAUGUUCUCCUUCAUGGUAAGCCUUGGAGGUUGCAUAGGCUAUUUGCUACCCGCUCUGGACUGGAGCGGUGGACUCCUUUCCUUCUACCUGGGUGGUCAGGCUGAGUGCUUGUUCUCCCUCCUCAUCCUCAUUUUUGUGGUCAGCGUGUUAGUGACCAUGAAGGUGUCCGAGGAACCCUCAUCCACCCUGGAACCGGUGCUGUUGGAGCCCGGAGGGUGUAUUCCGCGCUCAUGCUGCUAUCUGUUUCAGUGUAAGCUGCGGGCUCUGAAGUCCGGCCCACUCAUGUGCCUGCUCAGGACUUGCUGGUCCAUGACACCGGCCAUUUAUCGCAGCUACUGCCACGUGCCACGUGUCAUGCGACAGCUGUGUUUGGCGCAGCUCUGCAGCUGGAUGGGUGUCAUGUCCUUCAUGCUCUUCUACACAGAUUUUGUCGGCGAGGGACUGUACGAAGGAGUUCCCAGCGCCGCUCCGGGUACUAUUCUCAGGCAACGCUAUGAUGAAGGUAUCCGUAUGGGCAGCCUGGGCCUGUUCCUGCAGUGUGCUACCUCAACCUUAUUCUCACUGGUCAUGAGCAGGCUGGUGCAUCUCUUUGGGUCCAGGGUGGUCUAUUUGAGCAGCAUGGUGUGUUUCACCUUCUCCGCUCUGGUCAUCUGCUUGUCCAAGAGCGUCCUGUUGGUCACAGCUAUGUCGGCCCUCACUGGCUUUGCCUAUGCGACGCUGCAGACACUGCCUUACACGCUUACUUGCCACUACCACAAAGAGAAAGAGGUGUACAUGCAAAACAGCAAAACCAAAAAAGCGCACACAAAUGGAUUCACCAUCGCAAGGGAUUCUGUUUGUCUGACACUAGACAACGGCCCUGGAGAUCUCAACCACAAGAGUGACAUUUCCAAUGGGCAUGUUUCUUACAGUAGAGAUGAACCAGAGUAUUACCCACCUCUGCAUCAGAAUGGUGCCGCCCUUGGUCUGGAGUCAGAGGAUUUUGAGAAACGUGGGGUGGGACUAGACUUUGCCAUUCUGGACAGCACCUUCCUUCUCUCUCAGGUCUUCCCUACCCUCUUCAUGGGCAUGAUCGUCCAGUUCACAGAGUCCGUCACCGCGUACAUUGCCUCCUCUGCCAUCUUUAGCGCCAUUGGCAUCUAUUUUGCCACCCACAUCAUCUUUGACCAAAAGGACCUCAGAAGCUGAAAGAAACAGUAAUUGUGUCAUUUCACAGUUCACUUUUUACUAAGCAUCAUGUUAAAUGUCACUGAUUAAUCUACAGAAAGUGAUGGUUAAAAAAAUGAGAUGGGAAGAAAAAUUACAUUUCAAUGCUUUUUUGCUUUCUCUUCCAAAAGUAUUGGGUUCUCCUGAGAAACUGCAUUCACUCA
Messenger RNA from Sinocyclocheilus grahami, 2357 nucleotides. RefSeq names its product solute carrier family 45 member 3-like. Gene Ontology annotation, cellular component: membrane. Gene Ontology annotation, biological process: transmembrane transport. Bases 514 to 2175 code for a protein of 553 amino acids. Gene Ontology annotation, molecular function: sucrose:proton symporter activity. The record is from RefSeq and is a predicted model, not a curated record. Lineage: Eukaryota; Metazoa; Chordata; Actinopteri; Cypriniformes; Cyprinidae. The transcript is spliced from 5 exons.